Nycticebus coucang (slow loris) is the source of this 7358-nucleotide messenger RNA. RefSeq names its product fukutin related protein (gene FKRP). Gene Ontology annotation, biological process: protein O-linked glycosylation via mannose. The transcript has 5 exons. The record is from RefSeq and is a predicted model, not a curated record. NCBI's taxonomy places the organism in Eukaryota, Metazoa, Chordata, Mammalia, Primates, Lorisidae. Gene Ontology annotation, cellular component: Golgi apparatus. Bases 370 to 1857 code for a protein of 495 amino acids.
CCAAGAUGGCGGCAGCGGCGGCGGCGGGUCGGCUGUCAUGGUAACCCUUCCCCAGCCUGAAGCCCCCCAGUCUCCCCUCCCUUCCACCUUGUGGUUGUGGAGCCCCAAACCUUUCUGGACUCCGCAUCAAGAGAAGGUGGCUAAGCAGUGCAGCUGAUAUGGGCUGAAACUACACUUCUGGAUCUCCCCCAGCCUACAACACAGGAGAUGCAGGGGCUGAGGCUGAAGACUGAAGAGAAUCUGGAUUCACUUACAAUGUUUUGUGGGGAACAGAGAGACUAAUAAGGGCUCAGGUUAACUGUUCUCUCCUUCCCUGACCACUUCUUCUAAGGAUGCCUGGAGGCCCAGCUAGGGCCUGAGCUCGGCCCCAUGCGGCUCACCCGCUGCCAGGCUGCUCUGGCAGCCGCCAUCACACUCAAUCUCCUGGUCUUCUUCUAUGUCUCGUGGCUGCAACACCAGCCUAGGAACUCCCGGGUCCGGGGCCCCCGUCGUGCAUCUGCCUCUGGGCCUCGUGUCACCAUCCUAGUGCGGGAGUUCGAAGCAUUUGAUAACGCGGUGCCCGAACUGGUGGACUCCUUCCUACAGCAGGACCCCACCCAGCCCGUGGUGGUGGUGGCCGACACGCUCCCCUACCCACCCCUGGCCCUGCCUCGCAUUCCCAAUGUUCGCCUGGCACUUCUCCAGCCUGCCCUGGACCGGCCUGCCGCAGCCUCCCGCCCAGAGACCUACGUGGCCACCGAGUUCGUGGCCUUGGUGCCUGAUGGGGCUCGGGCUGAGGCACUGGGCCAGCUGGAGCGCAUGGCAGAGGUGCUCCGGGUGGGAAGUGCACGCCUGGUGGCCGCCCCCGUGGCCACAGCCAACCCUGCCCGGUGCCUGUCCCUGAACAUUAGCCUUCGAGAGUGGACCGCCCGCUAUGGCCAAGCACCCACUGCGCCCCGCUGCGAUGCCCUGGACGGGGACGCAGUGGUGCUCCUUCGCGCACGUGACCUCUUCAACCUCUCGGCACCAAUGGCCCGGCCUGUGAGCACUAGCCUUUUCCUGCAGACCGCCCUUCGUGGCUGGGCAGUGCAGCUGCUGGACUUGCCCUUUGCCGCAGCAAGUCAGCCCCCGCUGGCCACAGCCCACGCGCGUUGGAAGGCUGAGCGUGAGGGGCGCGCUCGGCGGGCAGCACUGCUACACUUGCUGGGCAUCCGCCUGGUGAGCUGGGAGGGCGGGCGGCUUGAGUGGUUUGGCUGCACCAAGGAGACCACGCGGUGCUUCAGCACAGUGGUGGGCGACACACCGGCCUACCUAUACCAAGAGCGCUGGACGCCCCCUUGCUGUCUGCGCGCACUUCGGGAGACCGCGCGAUACGUGGUGGGGGUGCUGGAGGCCGCAGGUGUGCGCUACUGGCUGGAGGGCGGUUCACUGCUAGGGGCGGCCCGCCAUGGGGACAUUAUCCCGUGGGACUACGAUGUUGAUCUGGGCAUCUACUUGGAGGACGUGGGCAACUGCGAGCAACUGCGGGGAGCUGAGGCUGGUUCUGUGGUGGAUGAGCGCGGCUUCGUGUGGGAGAAGGCCGUGGAGGGUGACUUUUUCCGCGUGCAGUACAGUGAGAGCAACCACCUACAUGUGGACCUGUGGCCCUUCUACCCCCGCAAUGGAGUCAUGACCAAGGACACAUGGCUAGACCACAGGCAGGAUGUCGAGUUCCCCGAGCACUUCCUGCAGCCUCUGGUGCCUCUGCCUUUUGCUGGCUUCAUGGCACAAGCGCCUAACAACUACCGCCGUUUCCUGGAGCUCAAGUUUGGCCCUGGAGUCAUAGAGAACCCCGAAUACCCCAACCCAGCUCUCCUGAGUUUGACAGGCAGCAGCUGAAGCCCUGUUGCCCUUACCUAGGGUCCAGGGAACAUUCCAGUUGUUUUAGAGCAGUCUAUCUGGAUGUGGAGAAGCUUGGUGUGGGCGUGAGGAGUGUGUGGUAGAGAGGGAGAGGGGGGAACUUACCAAGAAAGAAACUAGAGGGAAAGCAGGAUGGAAGCCUGGCUUUGGCAGGAGAGAACCCAGCCAAAGAUGUGAAGGAAGCUCCAUCCAGAGAUUCUCAAAUGUUCCUUCUCAUCAGGAGUCAGAUAUGUGUGAGAGCAUCAGAAGCAUCCUGGUCAUCAAAGGAGCCACUAGCAUUUGGUGGAUGGAGCCAGAGUGCCAAGCCUCCUGCAAGGCCCCUCUUAGUCCUAGACCUCAAAGAAGGGGCCCUGCCCAAGAAUCCAAGAGCCCUGUGCUGGGAAGCUAAGUUGGAGUUUUUGGAAAGAAAGAGUGUAAGCUCUGGGGCUAGACUGGUGAUAUUCAUAUCCUGGCUCUACUUAGCCCUUACUAGUUAGGUGGGCCUGGGGCGGUGUCACAGUUUCUCUGUGCUUCAGGUUACUCCCAGCAUUCAGUGAGUGCCCUGGGUAUCAUAGAAUAAGCCUCCAGGGCCUGUGGCUGCUGAGGUCGCUUCCACCACUAGAGGGCGUGUCUGACCCGCUCCUGAUGUUGCACAGUCUCACUGCCUAAGUCAGUCCCUGUGUGAAAUAGGGACAGAAAUGACUAUCUCCUCUUCCAGAAGACCUCUUUCCCUCCUGAGAGAACUCUGUGAGGUGCAUGCUGCUAUUAACUCGCCUUGCACAGGAGAAAACAGGCUCCUCUUCCAGGUGCAGCUAUGGUCACUAAUGGGGUUGGGGAUCCCAGCCCCACUCAUUGUUAUUACCUCAUUAUUUCAGCUCUCUGUGCCUGUCUUUUAACUUGCACAGCAGGGUAAAUGAUAAUAACUAUAGUUCAUAUUCACUUAGCACUUACCUGGGUACCAGGCAUUGUUCUCGGCAUUUCACAUGGGUUAACUGAUUUGUCCCUCACCUCAACUUUCUGAAGUGACAGCUGCUAUAAUUUCCAUUUUACAGAUGAAGAAACUGAGGCCAGAUGAUGAAGUCACUUGCCCAAGAUCAGACAGCUUAGGAAGUGGCAGAUUGGGGACUUGAACCCAGGUGGUCAGGCUCUAAGCCCACACUGGACUUACCAUCACCCUCUCUACUGACGGUUCUCAGGAGGGGGGUGGGGAGGCCAUGCUACUUAGCAGGCAGAAGCAUUGGCAACCUUCCUUUUUUGAUUAAGCUCCUAAAAGUAAAUAGUAUGGGUGGCACCUGUGGCUCAGUGAGUAGGGCACCGGCCCCAUAUGCCGAAGGUGGCGGGUUCAAACCCAGCCCUGGCCAAACUGCAACAAAAAAAAAAAUAGCCGGGCAUUGUGGUGGGCACCUGUAGUCCCAGCUGCUCGGGAGGCUGAGGCAAGAGAAUCGCGUAAGCCCAAGAGUUAGAGGUUGCUGUGAGCCGUGUGACGCUACGGCACUCUACCAAGGGCAGUACAGUGAGACUCUGUCUCUACAAAAAAAAAAAGAGUAAAUAGUAUUUGGAGAUGUACUCCCAAUAUGUAUAUAUUUAUUUAUUUAAUAUAAAUGAUGCACAGGAACUAUUAUCAGUGUGUAUGUUGGCAAUAACACUUAAAUUAUUCCAUUUUAGAAUAGUAGAUAUGAAUAGAUGUUUUUAUGCUUUCUCACCUCAUCCCAGUGACUUUUUCCACACACACCCCUGGGUGUGUGAGUCUGGUUUUGAAGAUUACAGGUUAAAAAAAACCCAUAGGCUCUGAGGCAAGAGAAUACUGGUUUCAAACCUUAGCACUGCCAGGUCCACCCUGGGCCUCCUGAACCUCUGCUUUGCAUCUGGGACACAGGGGCAGUAAGAUUGGUUAUCCCACAGGAGUGCAUUUACAGUAAAGGGGUUGAGAAGCAGGCUGGGUUUGAAUCCUGGCUUGGCCACUUUCUUUAUGAUCUUAGGCAAGUUGCUCUGAACCUGUAAGGUGGGGGAUUGGUACUACUGCAGAUUGUACACUUCUUGGAGGAGGAGGCUUCAUAGAUUAGGAGGAGAAACUAAUCUCCUAAGGCUCAGACACUCAAGGGCUGAUUUCUUAUAACCCAGCCUCUGCUUUUAACCACCUAACCUGCAAAUGGUUGACAAAGAGACUGUCAGGUUCCUGGAGAGCAUUCUGGGAAGUGUAUGGGGAUGGUUUGGGUUAUCACCAUGACCAGAUAGUGCUCUUGGCAUGUAAGAGGCAUGGCCCAGGACUGUUAUGCUUAAUUGUGACAGCACAUCUACACAGUAAAGUGAGUCCUGUUUCAUACUGUUCCCAAAUGUCCUAUUAGACAUUCAUGCAGGAAAGAUGAUAUUCAAAAUAUUUUGUAACUGGUAUGAUAAUAUAAAUUAAUAUGUAUCUAUAUGUAUCAAAUUAUAAAAUAUUCCUUUUAUUCUUUAAUCCAAGUGAUUUUACCUAUAUAUACAUAUUUCUUUAGAUUGUUUACCAAGAAUAUAUGUUUAAACUCAAUUCAUUCUCAAAUUGUUGUAAUGAUAUUGUUUUAUUUAGAAAUCAUUUUGGCUUUUUAGAUAGGGUCUUACUCUAUCACCCCGACUAGAGUGGCAUGAUCACAGUUCACUGCAGCCUCAAACUCCUGGGCUCAAGUGAUCCUCCUGCCUCAGCUUCCUGAGUAGCUGGGACUGCAAGUGUGAGCCACUAUGCCUGCCUAAUUAUUUUUUGUAAAGGCAAAGUCUCACUAUGUUGUCCAGGCUGGUCUUGUACUUCAGGCCUCAAAGGAUCUUCCAGCCUUGGCUUCCCAAAAUGCUGGGAUUACAGGCAUGAUCUGCCACACCCAGCCAUUGCUUAGAAAUUAUAGUGUGAUUUCUUUCUUUUUUUAUUAUUAUUUCAAAAUUUCAAGGGGGUACAAAUGUUUGUUACCUGGAUACACUGUAUAAUGCUGAAGUAGGUGUUUUCAGCGUGCUGGCCAUCAGGUCAGUGCUCAUUGUAUUCAAUAUGUAAAUUUUUUUUUUUUUUGAGACAGAGUCUUACUCUGUCACCCUACAUAGAGUACUAUGGUACCAUAUCUCACAGCAACCUCAAACUCUCCAGCUCUAAGCAAUCUUCUUGCCUCAGCCUCUGAAGUAGUGGGACAAUAGGCACCCACCACAACGCCCAGCUAGUUUUUCUUUUCUUUUCUUUUUUUUUUUUUUUUUUUUUUUGAGACAGUCUCACUUUAUCACUCCUAGUAGAGUGCCAUAACAUCAUAGCCCACAGCAAUCUCAGACUCUUGGGCUCAAGUGAUUCUCUUGCCUCAGCCUCCCAAGUAGCUGGGACUACAGGCGCCCACCACAGUGCCUGGCUAUUUUUAGAGAUGAGGUCUCGCUCUUGCUCAGGCUGGUCUCGAACCUGUGAGCUCAGGCAAUCCACCCACCUCAGCCUCCCAGAGUGCUAGAAUUACAGGCAUGAGCCACCGCACCCAACCUAGUUUUUCUAUUUUUAGUAGAGACUGGGUCUCUCUCUUGUUCAGUCUGGUCUUGAACUCCUGAGCUCAGGCGACCCACCGGCCUCGGACUUCCAAAGUGCUAGGAUUACAGGCCACCUUAUAAUCCUGUGAGCCACGGAACCUGACCCAAUAUGUAAUUUUUUUUUCUUUUUUGUUUUUUUUGUAGAGACGGAGUCUCACUUUAUUGCCCUCAAUAGAGUGCCGUGGCAUCACACAGCUCACAGCAACCUCCAACUCCUGGGCUUAGGUGAUUAUCUUGCCUCAGCCUCCCGAGUACCUGAGACUACAGGCGCCCACCACAAAGGCUAUUUUUUUGUUGCAGUUUGGCCGGGGCCGGGUUUGAACCUGCCAUCCUCAGUAUAUGGGGCCGGCACCCUACCCACUAAGCCAUAGGCACCACCCACCAAUAUGUAAAUUGUUGUCCCUCACCUUCCUCCCACCCUCUGCCCAAUCUGAUUUCUUGAUUGAUUGUUAUAAUUUACAAUAAUAAUCACCCUGCCUUGACUGUGUUUUGGUACAAGGACUCAUCAAAUGGUUCCAGCAACUUUCUGCUAAAUUGAGAAUCAUUAGGUUACUUCAAGUCUCAAUAGAUUAAGAAUUUCUACAAAAAAAAAAAAAGAAUUUCUCUUAAGGCUCAGUGCCUAUAGCUCAGCGGCUAGGGCGCCAGCCACCUAAACAAGCUGGCAGGUUUGAACCCAGCCCAGGCCUGCCAAACGACAAGAACAACUACAACCAAAAAAUAGCCAUGCAUUGUGGAGGGUGCCUAUAGUCCUAGCUACUUAGGAGGCUGAGGCAAGAGAAUUAAGCCUAAGAGUUUGAGGUUGCUGUAAGCUGUGAUGCCAUAGCACUCUUCUGAGGGUGACAUAGUGAAACUCUGUCUCAAAAAAAAGAAUUUCUCUUAGGAUUAACCAUAACAUUGGGGCUUUUUCUCCUCAUGAUUCAGAGUUAAUUCUGAACAUGGUUCUGAGCAAAUACAUUAAAACAUUUUCUAGCCUUUCUAAUACUGUCUGAUGGUUUUAUAUAUUCAAUAUCAUUAUUAUUGGCUAAGGUAUAUGAUAGGAAACUUGUCACAAUAAUUAAUUUGAACUAACAAGUUCAUAUUAGAAUAUGUACUGAAUUUUCAUUACUUGGAAGAAUCACGAGUUAAAACAAAAAAAGAAAAUUUUCCUGCUUUCUCACACUUAAGCUUAGCCAAAAGGCUGAGAAGCGAUUUUUUCCUGCUUUCUCAAUUAUUCUUAUAUUAUUAACCAGGCAGAAUAGAAAUACAUCAAUAUUUUUACCAGUAAUUUAGCCUUAUUUGGAGGUAAAAGCCCUGCUAGUAAUCAUCAGAGCCCAGAAUUUAACACUGUUCUAUAAACACCAACUCUUAUUUUAUUUUAUUUUAUUUUUGAGACAGAGUCUCACUUUGUUGCCCCAGGUAGAGUACCAUGGCCUCAUAGCCCACAGCAACCUCAAACUCUUGCACCAGAGUGAUUCUUUUGUCUCAGCCUCCCAAGUAGCUGGGACUACAGGCACCAGCCACAACGCCUGGCUAUUUUUUUUUUUUUUUUUUUCUUUUUAGAGACAGGGUCUCACACUUCCUCAGGCUGGUCUCGAACCUGUGAGCUCAGGCAAUCCACCUUCCUUGGCCUCCCAGAGUGCUGGGAUUACAGGUGUGAGCCACCAUGCCUGGCCACUAAGUCCUUUUUAUUUGUAAUAGCCUCUGAGUCUUCCAGGAAUUGCAUCUCCCAUGUAAAAUGAUGGAAGCUUGUAUUUUUAGAAACUUGGCUAAGGAUUGUCCACCAGUCAGAAAAUCACACUUGUGGUUCUUAUAGUUAGACACCAAUACCAACCAUCUCCAGAACAUAGGGAGUCACCUAUAUUACAGGAGUAAGCAGUCAGGCUGACUCCUCAGGUUCUUGGGAGGUGGCCCCACACAUUUGUGUAUUGAAAUACAUUCAUAAACUACUAUCCUCUUAUUCCUCCUUUUCAUUACAAUCGGAGCAAUAAAGGAUUAUUUUUUAA